Messenger RNA from Harpia harpyja (harpy eagle), 2529 nucleotides. RefSeq names its product solute carrier family 5 member 7 (gene SLC5A7). The transcript is spliced from 9 exons. Gene Ontology annotation, biological process: choline transport; acetylcholine biosynthetic process; synaptic transmission, cholinergic. The record is from RefSeq and is a predicted model, not a curated record. Gene Ontology annotation, molecular function: choline:sodium symporter activity. The coding region runs from base 108 to 1844 and encodes 578 amino acids. Lineage: Eukaryota; Metazoa; Chordata; Aves; Accipitriformes; Accipitridae. Gene Ontology annotation, cellular component: dendrite; plasma membrane; synapse.
CCCAACCCGGGAUGGGCGACCGUGCCCCGGGGGCUGCUGGCCAACGCGGCUGCGGAGCGCAGAGCUCUUAAUGAAAUAGCAAUCAAAGAAACAGUCGGGACUUCAACAUGGCUUUCCAUGUGGAGGGGCUGGUGGCCAUAGUUGUAUUCUACCUGGCUAUCCUGGCAGUGGGGAUAUGGGCUGCUUGGAAAACCAAGAACAGCGGCAGCGAAGGAGAUCGCAGCGAAGCUAUUAUAGUCGGUGGAAGAGACAUUGGCUUGCUAGUUGGUGGAUUUACAAUGACCGCCACAUGGGUUGGAGGAGGUUACAUCAAUGGGACAGCAGAAGCUGUGUAUGUCCCAGGCUACGGUCUAGCUUGGGCUCAGGCACCUAUCGGAUAUUCCCUUAGUCUGGUCUUAGGUGGCCUUUUUUUUGCAAAACCCAUGCGAUCCAAAGGCUAUGUGACAAUGCUAGACCCUUUUCAGCAGCUUUACGGAAAAAGGAUGGGAGGACUGCUGUUUAUUCCAGCUUUAAUGGGAGAAAUGUUUUGGGCUGCUGCCAUCUUCUCUGCCUUAGGUGCCACUAUAAGUGUGAUCAUUGACAUUAAUGUCAAUAUUUCAGUUAUUAUUUCUGCCCUGAUUGCAACUAUGUACACGCUUGUGGGUGGGCUUUAUUCUGUGGCCUACACCGAUGUAGUUCAGCUCUUCUGCAUCUUCCUGGGAUUGUGGAUCAGCGUACCCUUUGCGAUGUCCCAUCCUGCAGUGACAGACAUUGGGUUCACGGCUGUGCACCAGGUGCACCAAGCACCUUGGCUUGGAUCUAUCAACUCACUUGACAUUUACACAUGGCUGGACAAUUUCCUUUUACUGACAUUAGGAGGAAUCCCAUGGCAAGCGUAUUUCCAGCGAGUUCUCUCCUCAUCUUCUGCCACAUAUGCUCAAGUUCUGUCAUUUCUGGCUGCUUUUGGCUGUCUUGUGAUGGCUCUUCCUGCGGUACUCAUUGGUGCAAUUGGAGCAUCUACAGCCUGGAAUGAUACUGACUACGGUUUCCCUGACCCUAUGGCUAAUAAAGAAGCAGAUAUGAUUUUACCGAUCGUGCUCCAACACCUUUGCCCAGUCUAUAUCUCGUUCUUUGGCCUCGGUGCUGUAUCUGCUGCUGUGAUGUCAUCAGCUGACUCUUCAAUUUUAUCAGCAAGUUCUAUGUUUGCUCGGAACAUUUACCAGCUUUCCUUUCGGCAAAAUGCUUCAGACAGGGAAAUCGUGUGGGUCAUGAGAAUCACUGUUUUUCUGUUUGGAGCAUCAGCAACAGCAAUGGCACUGCUAGCUUCAUCAGUGUACGGCCUGUGGUACCUCAGCUCUGACCUUGUUUAUAUCAUCAUAUUCCCCCAGCUCCUGUGCGUGUUAUUUAUUAAAGGAACAAACACCUACGGUGCCAUUGCAGGAUACUUAUUUGGCCUUGUUCUCAGAAUAACUGGAGGAGAACCGUACCUCUACCUUCAGCCCUUGAUCUACUACCCUGGCUGCUAUCCAGAUGAAAAUAAUAUUUAUAUCCAGCGAUUCCCAUUUAAAACACUUGCUAUGCUUACCUCCUUCUUUACUAACAUUAUAGUCUCCUACUUAGCCAAAUACUUAUUCGAGAGUGGGACUUUGCCACCAAAGCUGGACUUCCUUGAUGCUGUUGUUGCCAGGUACAGUAGAGAACACAUGGACAAAGCAACUCUUGUAAAAAGUGACAAUAUUGUAUUAAACGAACUUGCACCUGUGAAUCCACGACACAGUCUAACUUUGAGCUCAACUUUCACAAACAAGGAAGCCUUUAGUUAUGUUGAUUCCAGUCCAGAGCUGUCCAACACUGAAGAUAAUUAAAAAAUCUGGUAGCCACAGAAAAAAACAAUACAAAGCAGGAUAUUCUACAAAGAAUAGUAACAGGCAUUUUAUCAGAAGAAAAGCAAGAUUUGGGAAUAAAAUGCCGCUGCACAAUUCUUUAAGUUGAUUCUAGGAGCAGGAGCAUCCCAAGGGAGGAACUCUUUUCUGUUAUUAUCUAACAUGUUGGAUUAGAUCAUAGAGUGUGUAUCAAAAGAUACACUCAGAUCCCAUUCUUUCCACCCAGAACUACAUACUGUGUAAUUAAAAAAAUAUUUGCAAUUGAAAAUAUAUGUAGUAGAAAAAGUGCAACGGUUAUUUAGCUAGGACAUCAUAUGAAGAGAUUAUAGUACAGUCAUUCUGAAAUACUAUCAGUCAACAUUUUAUUGGCAUUAAGUGAAAAUAUAUUGUUACAGUUAUAAGUGAUUUAUUACUAAAGAGCUAGUUGCUUGAGCAAAGACAGAUAGAUAACUUCCCUGGGUUUUUGGUCUGGUUGUUUUUUUCCUCAUAAAGAAAUUCAAAUAAUACAAAUCUAGUAUUUUAUUAUUUGUGAAAGACAGUAAAAUGCGCAAAUAGUAAUAAAUUCCUUAUAGGAGUGCUAAACAUCAUAUAUUAAUUUAAAAUGUUAAAAUGAAGUCACCAGUUUAAAAUAAUUAUACCUAAUGCAAGACAACCUUAAGCAAAAUAU